GAAGUUGCGGCGUGUCAGUGUCAGUUUGAUUUUGGUGAGAAAAAGCGGACUACAGUCGUAAUUAAUUCGAAGAAAUAGGCGGGGCAUUAGUGCGACAACCCCCCACUACUGGCAACGCCGCUCGGAACGACAACAGCGCCACCCGUAAGGUCAAGAGUGAGGUUAGAAGUCCGUGUGAUUCAAAGCCCAGGUUGAAAGUGUGGAGUACGCACAGGAAAGUGAAGAAGAAGCCUCUUGGAUAAAGCUGCGCCCCAAUCAGCCCCCGAGGGCCCCAGUGCACCUUUUUAGAGAGUUUUGCGCGCUUGGCGCCUCGCCCCCGCUGGGACAUUUGACUGAGCAAACGUCAUCGGCGCGAAUAUUGCGUUGCAAAUCGGCGAUUUUUGGCUUCAAGCAGCAACCCGACCAGUUUACCAACAGUGUUACGUUUAGAGGUUAGGACUGGCCCGAUGCCCUCCAACAAGUUGGGCUGUUUUGUUGCGUGCAUGUGAUCGAUGUUAGUGCGAAGCACCCCGAGCACCUGACGUUGUUGCAUGCGCCUCCCACAUGGCCGCUUACAUAAACCGCACCAUUUCGCUGAUGUCGGGCGAUGGGCCCCACAAUCGCCCCAACGUGCCGCUGUUGCGCCCCACUAAUGGCGCCGACAACUCUCCCUUGCAGAUCUUCGUCAAGGCGAAGAAGAAGAUCAACGACAUUUUCGGGGAGAUCGAGGACUACGUCCAGGACACUGUCCAGUAUAUGCAUGAUGUGGAGAAGGAGGACGGGAUUGUGUCGGAGGAGAAGGUGCGACAGAUCGAGGAGUUUGUGGAUCGGGUGCAGGGCAUCAGGGAGGUGCUGGCGCGCGACCACAUGAAGGUGGCCUUCUUCGGGCGCACCUCCAACGGCAAGAGCUCCGUCAUCAACGCGAUGCUGCGCGACAAGGUGCUCCCCAGCGGCAUCGGGCACACCACCAACUGCUUCCUGCAGGUGGAAGGCUCCGCAACGGGAGACGCCUACCUGACGCUGGAGGGCUCCAAUGAGCAGCGGGCGGUGGAGUCGGUGGGCCAGCUGGCCCACGCCCUCUGCAAGGAGAAGCUGAGCGAGUCGCAGCUGGUGCGCGUCUUCUGGCCGAAGAACCGCUGCCUGCUGCUGCGGGACGACGUCGUCUUCGUGGACUCGCCGGGCGUCGACGUCACCCCCAACCUUGACGAGUGGAUCGACAUGCACUGUCUGGACGCCGACGUGUUCGUCCUGGUGGCGAACGCCGAGUCCACCCUCAUGCUGACCGAGAAGAACUUCUUCCACAAGGUGUCCGAGAAGCUGUCCAAACCGAACAUCUUCAUCCUGAACAACCGAUGGGACGCGUCCGCUUCGGAGCCGGAGUUCCUCGACCAGCACUGCAACGAGCAGGAGGAGGUUCGCAGGCAGCACCAGGAGCGCGCCAUCGACUUCCUGGUGAAGGAGCUGGGCGUGUGCACGCCCAAGGAGGCGGAGGGGCGCAUCUUCUUCAUCUCGGCCAAGGAGGUGCUGCAGGCGCGGCUCGCCGAGCAGGGCCACGCCGCCUCCACGCCCCUCACCGAGGGCUUCCAGACGCGCUACUUCGAGUUCCAGGACUUUGAGCGCCAGUUCGAGGAGUGCAUCUCCAAGUCGGCGGUGAGGACCAAGUUCGAGCAGCACGCGCAGCGCGGCAAGUACAUCGCCACGCAGCUGCGCGACAUCCUGGAGGGCAUCUACAGCGAGGCGCUGCGCCUCAAGGAGCUGAAGCUGGGCCAGCGCAAGGCGCUGGUCGACAAGGUGAACCACACGGAGCAGCAGCUCGUGCUGGUCACGCAGGAGAUGAAGAAGAAGAUCCGCAACAUGGUCGAGGACGUGGAGCAGCGCGUCUCCAAGGCGCUGACCGAGGAGAUCCGGCGGCUGAGCACGCUGGUGGACGAGUUCAGCCUGCCCUUCCACUCCGAGCCGCUCGUGCUCAACGUCUACAAGAAGGAGCUGCACCUCCACGUGGAGACCGGGCUGGGCUCCAACUUGCGCGCCCGCCUCUCGACCGCGCUGGCCAUGAACAUGGAGCAGAGCCAGUCGGAGAUGACCGCCAAAAUGGAGACGCUCCUGCCGGACGCCUACCGCUGCGCCUCCAACAUCGUGAUGCCGCGCCGCCAGCCCUUCGAGAUCCUCUAUCGGCUCAACUGCGACAAUCUGUGCGCCGACUUCCACGAGGACCUGGAGUUCCGGUUCUCCUACGGCGUGAUGGCGCUGCUCCAGCGCUUCGCCAGCAGCGGCCGCGCCGGCGCCUUCCUGGGCCUGAAGCACGCCAAGAAGGAGAGCCCGCAGAGCGCGCUGUUGCCGGCCACGCCCGUCGAGCCGCUGGACGGGCGCACGCUCUACAGCAACGUCGGGCUCGACGAUUGGUCGCUGAUAUCGCGCGUCGCCGUCAUGGGCGCCACCUCCCAGGGCACCAUGGGCUGUCUGCUGGUGGCCGGCUUCAUGUUCAAAACGGUCGGUUGGCGCAUCGUCGCCGUCACCGGCGCCCUCUACAGCUGUCUCUACCUGUACGAGCGCCUCACCUGGACCAACAAGGCGAAGGAGCGCUCGUUCAAGCGCCAGUACGUGGCGCACGCCACCCGCAAGCUGCGCAUGAUCGUCGACCUGACGUCGGCCAACUGCAGCCACCAGGUGCAGCAGGAGCUGAGCGGCACCUUUGCGCGCCUGUGCAGUCUGGUCGACAAGGCCACCACCGACAUGGACGACCAGCUCAAGCUGCUCGAGCGCGAGGUGGCAACGCUGGACAGCGCCAGCGGCAAGUCGAAGGUGCUGCGUAACAAGGCCAACUAUCUGGCGCACGAGCUCGACCUGUUCGUCGACGCCUACUUGAAGCUGCACCAGUAGCGCAGAAGGGGGCGGGGCCCCGAUAGUUCAUUGUUGUAGUAAUGUACAUAUUGCCGGAAUUAAUUAAAUAAAUCGAUAUUUCUAAUCAA
Messenger RNA from Dendroctonus ponderosae (mountain pine beetle), 2948 nucleotides. It is a transcript of the gene Marf, whose product is annotated as transmembrane GTPase Marf. Lineage: Eukaryota; Metazoa; Arthropoda; Insecta; Coleoptera; Curculionidae. The transcript has 10 exons. The record is from RefSeq and is a predicted model, not a curated record. Bases 544 to 2859 code for a protein of 771 amino acids. Gene Ontology annotation, molecular function: GTP binding; GTPase activity. Gene Ontology annotation, biological process: mitochondrion localization; mitochondrial fusion. Gene Ontology annotation, cellular component: mitochondrial outer membrane.